AUGUCCAAGUUCUCUCUCAAAGGUCGCGUUGCCGUUGUCACCGGUGGUGGCCGAGGUUGUGGUCUGGCAUUCGCUCAAGGUCUCGCAGAGGCCGGGGCCGACGUUGCCAUUUUUGAUCUGAUAGAUCCGGAGCCAACUGCAUUUGAGCAACUUUCUUCUGCAAACGGGGUAAAGGCAAGGGCAUACGUCGUUGACGUAACAUCUCUCUCCAGCUUGGAGAAAGCCUUUGCCUCCGUGGCGGCCGACUUUGACGGCAAACUCGACAUCUUUGUCGCUUGUGCGGGUGUGAACAAGAACGUGGAGUUCCUCGACACCGAGGAGGCAGACUUUGACAGGCUCUACGGUGUCAACUGCAAGGGGCUCUACUUUUCCGCAAAGAUGGCUGCCAAAGCCAUGAUCGCCAAUGGCACUAAAUGCGGAAGCAUCAUCUUCGUUGCAAGCAUCGCAUCAUACAUUGCUAUUCGCUCUCAGCGAUCUACUGCUUAUUGCGGCACCAAGGGCGCUGUUCGCGCAAUGGUUGCCCCGAUAGCUGCCGAGCUCAACAAGUACGGGAUCCGGGUCAACUCCAUCUCUCCUGGUUAUGUGCGGACGGAAAUGACGGCUCCGUUCCCCGAUCUUCUUGAAGGGUGGAAGGAUGAAAUCAUGAACGGCAGAGUAGCAGAGCCUGACGACAUCAAGGGAGCGUGCGUUUUCUUGGCGAGCGAUGCCAGCAAAUAUUGUCAAGGAAGCGACAUCUUGGUUGAUGGUGGCGUGACCAAAUGGUAG
Colletotrichum orchidophilum is the source of this 765-nucleotide messenger RNA. Its product is annotated as short chain dehydrogenase. Gene Ontology annotation, molecular function: oxidoreductase activity, acting on NAD(P)H, oxygen as acceptor. The coding region runs from base 1 to 765 and encodes 254 amino acids. Lineage: Eukaryota; Fungi; Ascomycota; Sordariomycetes; Glomerellales; Glomerellaceae. Gene Ontology annotation, cellular component: intracellular anatomical structure. The transcript has 3 exons. The record is from RefSeq and is a predicted model, not a curated record.